AUGUAUGUGGAGAAGGUGCGUGUUUAUUGCCGGUUUCGUCCAGUGAACGAUGGGGAGCGGUUUGCCGCUUUCUGCGUGGCCUUCGAGGGGGAGAGGCACGUGGUCUGUAAAACAGUAAAGCCUCCGUCCACGGCCCAACAGCAGCUUGCGGCUUCUUCUGGCCUGGCGGCAGAUGACCCCCAUUCUCUGAAUGGGAGUGUGAUUGUUUCAGACGCGUAUACCUUCUCUCGCGUCUACCAGCCUGACACGACGCAGAAGCACUUGUACGACGAUGUCGCUCGCCCCAUCGUCGACGACGUCAUGCACGGGUACAACGGCACCCUGCUAGUUUACGGGCAGACCGGGAGCGGCAAGACGCACACCAUGUUCGGCGUGCAUUCCCCCACAAGUGAGGGAUCCGGGUCGAUGGUGCUCAGCAUGCACAACGACGGCGCCGGCAUCGUGCCGCGUGCGGUGCGGCAACUGUUCCACGCCAUUCACAGUGCAGAGGCGACGGUGGAGUUUGAGAUUCGUCUGCAGUUUCUGGAGAUCUACAUGGAACGUGUGCGGGAUUUGCUUAGUCCCACCGGGAGUAGUCUGCACGUGCGCGAGGACCCGACUGGGUUUUAUGUGGAGAACUGCGAAAUGCCCUACGUGACGAGCACGGAGGAGGUGCUGCAGCUCGUUUGUAGUGGGUUGCGUCGGCGCGUCACCACGGCGACGGCCGUUAAUGACGCCAGUAGCCGCAGUCACUGUGUUGUGAGUAUCACGGUGAAGAGCGUGGACUCCGCCAAGCACGAGGCAACCGUCGGGAAACUCUUUCUCGUGGACCUCGCGGGCUGCGAGAAGGUUUCGAGGACGCUGGCCGACGGCCUCCGGCUGGAGGAGGCAAAGCUGAUCAAUCGCUCCCUCGCCACCCUCGGGCACGUCAUCAUCUGCCUGGCGGAGAAGCACUCGCAUGUGCCGUACCGCGACAGCAAACUCACACGCAUCCUAAAGGACUCCUUAGGCGGGAACUCCCGCACAGCGCUUAUUUUGUGCUGCAGCCCCUCACAACUGACGGCGCAUGACACCCUCUCCACCCUGCGCUUUGGGGCACGGGCGCAGAACGUGUGCAAUCGGGCGGUCGUCAAUCGACAGUUUACGAUGGAGGAACUGAAGGGCAUGUUAGCACUUGCGAAGCUGGAGAUACAAAGGCUGCGGCGUUUGCUUCGUGAACGGAACUGUGGCAGCUCCUCACGAGAAGUAUCCACGGCUCGUACAUGUUCAGAGCCGCGGGUAGGCAGUCACCCCCAACGCAAUGAGGACUCGGUGGACUCUGGUAGCGUGGAUGCCUUGCUGCAGCAAGCCGUCCGUGAGCAACUCUCCCUAGGAGACAUGCGGGCAGAGUUGGAGCGCCUGCGCGACGCGCUGCGCGAUGCGCAGUGCACAACGGAUCUUCUCUACGCGCAGUCCGCGGCCCAAUCUUCGCUGGUGCAGAUUCUGCAACAGGAGUGCGCUGCAUGGGAGGAGGAGUUUGCGCAACUUGCACGGGAGCUGUACGCGCAGCGCCGUUACGCGGAACACUACCGCAUGUUGUUUAAUGAAGCCCGAGAGGAGGCCAAGCUCGUGCCCAUACAGUUGACCUCGUACUUGGAACAGCUGCGCGUCAUCUGUGGAAAGGCGGAAGACCACGCAUUGCUGCCGCGCCGCCACCUUGACCGGGCGUCGGUGGGUCGAGAUUCGCUGCAGAUCACAAACAGGAGUGAAUCACUUCCCACAACCCGCGGCGCGAGCACGGCAAUCGCAGAGGGCGCAGCGAUGGCCAUCAGCCCCACGAGUAGCAGGUGGUGGUCGCGGUCCAGGGAUGCCAACUCGCCGGUUGCCAACCUGCCGCGCUACGAGCGCGCGGACUCAGGGAGGGGCGACAACGUCACCGUCGCCGUCCCCAACACGAUGAGCGACGUUGAGGAUAAUGACUGGGUCGGCUGCCACAACCGCGAGGGGGAGGAACGGCAGGGCACGCUGCUGCACCGUAUGGAGGCUAUCGUGGAGGAGGUGGAGAAGCUGCGGAACCAGAAUGGCGCCCUGAUGCUGGAGCUGCAGCUCGCCGAGAAGAAGUUAGCCUUCCGCCACGGGCGCAUUGAAACCCUCAAGCACGGCUUGCGGCAGGAGGGCGCGGCAAGGGAGGGGCUGCAGAAGGCGCUGGAAAAUGAGCGGGCUAUACACCGAGCCCAGCUUGAGGACGCACGCAACGAUGCCUUUUACUGGCGGCAGCACUACGACUAUCUUCUGAACAACUCUCACCUGCGCGGUGGAAAAUACAACGGAAGGAGCAACACUGGACGCAGGAGCAACACUGGACGCAGGAGCAGCACACCAACGCUCGAGGCCGCGCUAACGUCACGGGGGCAUCGUUCGCCGACGGAUUUACCCGUUGGAACGGGCCACGGCAUCAUUGUGCGGCCGAUUCGUGGUGGAGGGCAUAAAGAGUUGACCUGA
This is a messenger RNA of Trypanosoma conorhini, 2460 nucleotides long. RefSeq names its product kinesin heavy chain. The transcript has a single exon. The coding region runs from base 1 to 2460 and encodes 819 amino acids. The record is from RefSeq and is a predicted model, not a curated record. Gene Ontology annotation, biological process: microtubule-based movement; mitotic spindle organization. Gene Ontology annotation, molecular function: ATP binding; microtubule motor activity; microtubule binding. NCBI's taxonomy places the organism in Eukaryota, Euglenozoa, Kinetoplastea, Trypanosomatida, Trypanosomatidae.